AUGCGCAUGCCCACCGAGCCUUCUGAUCUGGUGCACUUUGAGAGCACCCUGGAGCACAGGGCAUGGGUGUACGGCACCAUGGGACUGCUCAUGGGGUCUGUUGGCAUUGCUGGCACCCACACGGACAGCCCUGGCGAAGUGUUGGCGCUCCUGGCCAGUUGUGUGGCCUCCUACUAUGCGGCAGAUUUCGUCUCGGGUGUGGUGCACUGGGGCCUGGACAACUAUGGCGACGGCGACACGCCCUUCUUCGGCAGCCAGAUCGCGGCGUUCCAAGGGCACCACAGCGAGCCCUGGACCAUCACGCAGCGAGCCUUUGCCAACAAUGUGCACAAGGUGUUCAAGCCGGCGACCGCACCAGCCCUGGUCUUGCUUGCCGCCGCCCCCUUCACCCCAUCCUGGCUCACCACCUUUGGCGCCAGCCUGCUGCUCCUGCUGUGCCUGAGCCAGCAGACGCACGCCUGGGCGCACAAAAAGCCCAGCCAGCUGCCGGCGGCCGUCCUGGCCCUGCAGGACGCGGGCGUCAUCGUGUCCUGCAAGGUCCAUGGCGCCCACCACAGGCCGCCCUUUGAGGGGAACUACUGCAUCGUCAGUGGCGUGUGGAACCCGAUCCUGGAUGGCAACGGCUCGGACCAGGGCUUUUUCCGGAGGCUGGAGCGGAUCGUGCAGGCUGCGACGGGGGUCAAGCCCAGGUGCUGGACAGACCCCGAGGGCUUUGCAGGAGCGCCUGAGGGCGACCAGGACACGUGA
Molecule: messenger RNA, 747 nt
Organism: Auxenochlorella protothecoides
Lineage: Eukaryota; Viridiplantae; Chlorophyta; Trebouxiophyceae; Chlorellales; Chlorellaceae
Product: Transmembrane protein 189
Exons: 4
Coding region: 1-747 (248 amino acids)
Source: RefSeq, a predicted model, not a curated record